AUAAACGGCCACCCGACCCUGCACUGUGCGCGCUCCCUGGGAGUGCGCAGCACCGCGAUCUGGUGCCCGCUGUGUCCUCAGGACACAGUGAAACACCGAUCGUCGGACGGGACCUCUGUACGAGGUCCCGAUCAUGUGAUCACUGAUUGGCCAAUCAGUGAUCACAUGCAAAGUAGUAAGCAAGAUGUCACAGUGACAUCAUUGCUUACUACGUGUGAAAUCUGUGAAUGAUCACAGAGGUCACAUGGUACAAGGCUAUUCACAACAGACCAAUCACAGCUCACUUAGUAGUACUCAAUGGCUGC
This is a messenger RNA of Staurois parvus, 305 nucleotides long. The record is from the annotation of a GenBank genome assembly. Lineage: Eukaryota; Metazoa; Chordata; Amphibia; Anura; Ranidae.